This is a messenger RNA of Tupaia belangeri chinensis (Chinese tree shrew), 4593 nucleotides long. It is a transcript of the gene PER3, whose product is annotated as period circadian regulator 3. Gene Ontology annotation, molecular function: transcription corepressor binding; transcription cis-regulatory region binding. The coding region runs from base 445 to 3858 and encodes 1137 amino acids. The transcript is spliced from 21 exons. Lineage: Eukaryota; Metazoa; Chordata; Mammalia; Scandentia; Tupaiidae. Gene Ontology annotation, biological process: negative regulation of transcription by RNA polymerase II; circadian regulation of gene expression; entrainment of circadian clock by photoperiod. The record is from RefSeq and is a predicted model, not a curated record. Gene Ontology annotation, cellular component: nucleus; cytoplasm.
CCAAGCUGCACGGGGCCGGCCUCGAGACAGCGCGCCGGUCGACCGUUUCCCUGCCUUCCACUCCCAGUUACCCCUUUUCCGACCCCGUGUCCCGGUUCACGUCAAGUUUCCAGAACUGACGGUGGAAAAGGGUCAGGGGUGAGGAACUUCUUCGAAGCUGCUUCGGCCUGGGAGCCGUGGCCAGCACGGUUGCCCGCAUCGAAUUGUUUGUUUCUUGUCACCUUCCCCAAGGCUGGACUCCCGCAGACGCGACCGCUGGCUUUAUGGAAAUGGAGAGCAGUGUAGAGAGAAAAGUUCGCGGUGAACCCAGUCACUAGUUGCUGGUUGGGAUGACGAGCCACUCUCCCUAGCGCAAUGGCAUGGACCGAAAGGAGAAAUCCUUUCCAGUCGCUGGUUGCAAAGUAAGAGAGAAGUAGGCAGCGGACCGAGGCUGUCCCGCGCAAGAUGGACCCCGGCGAGAGGCUGGGCACGGCCGGCAAGAAACCUGCGGACCUCAAGGGACAGGCGCCCGCGCAUCUGGAAGGACCAGGCGCCGGGACGCUGGGCCGAGGGGCUGGAGGGCUGUGGAGCCCGGAGUUCCAGCUGCAGAGGACAAGCCUGGACGACAGUCACAGUGAACAGCAAGAUUGGAAGAGAGUUUCUGAAGAACUUGUAAUGGUUGUGCAAGAAAUGAAAAAAUACUUUCCGUCGGAGAGACACAAGAAACCGAGUACUCUGGACGCCCUCCACUAUGCCCUGCGCUGUGUGCACAGUGUGCAAGCAAACAGUGAGUUUUUCCAGAUUCUCAGUCCAAACGGAACACCUCAGGCAGAUGUGACCAAGUACAGUCUUGAGGAGCUGGCCACUAUUGCAUCAGAACACACUUCCAAAAACACAGAUACCUUUGUGGCAGUGUUCUCAUUUCUGUCUGGAAGGUUAGUGCACAUUUCUGAACAGGCUACUUUGAUCCUGAACUGUAAGAAAGAUUUCUUGGCAUCUUCUCACUUUGUUGACCUGCUUGCUCCUCAAGAUGUGAGGGUGUUCUACAUGCACACUGCCCACGCUCAGCUUCCCUUCUGGAACAACUGGACCCGAAGAGCUGCAUCACAGUAUGAAUAUGCUCCAGUCAAAUCCUUUUUCUGCAGGAUCCAUGGAGGUGAAGACAGAGAGAAAAGGAAAUAUUACUCCCCAUUCCGGAUUAUCCCCUAUUUGAUUCAUGUACAUAGUUCUGCCCAACCAGAAUGGGAAGCUUGUUGUCUUACACUGGUUGAGAAGAUCCACUCUGGUUAUGAAGCUCCUCGAAUCCCAGUGAAUAAAAGAAUUUUUACCACAACACACACACCAGAGUGUGUUUUUCUUGAAGUAGAUGAAAGAGCAGUGCCUUUGCUGGGUUACCUACCUCAGGAUCUGAUCGGAACAUCAAUCUUAAAGUACUUGCACCCAGAAGAUCGUUCUCUGAUGGUUGCCUUACACCAAAAAAUCUUGAAGUAUGUGGGCCAUCCUCCCUUUGAACAUUCACCCAUUAGAUUUUGUACUCAAAACGGAGAUUACAUCAUACUUGAUUCCAGUUGGUCCAGCUUUGUGAACCCCUGGAGCCGAAAGGUUUCUUUCAUCAUCGGUCGGCAUAAAGUUCGAACGGGUCCACUAAAUGAAGAUGUUUUUGCUACCAGAAUAAAAAAGAACCACAGUAAUGACAAAGACAUAGCAGAAUUACAAGAACAAAUUCACAAACUUCUCUUGCAGCCCGUUCACGCGAGUGCUUCCAGUGGCUAUGGGAGCCUGGGCAGCAGCGGUUCCCAGGAGCAUCACAUUAGCGUGGCAUCUUCCAGUGAGUGCAGCGGGCAUGGUGCAGAGGAGCCGCAGAAGGAACCGAUGACCUUGAAGCAGGUCUACGCCAGUGUAAAUAAAAUUAAGAAUCUAGGUCAGCAGCUCUACAUUGAGUCGAUGACCAGAUCAUCAAUCAAGCCAGUGAAGGGAACACACACGGGACUGCUCGGUGGUGAUGAGCAGAAGGCCUCUUCUUCCUUGCAGACAUUACAAAACAAUAGCAUGUACACUGAGCCUUAUGAGGAUUUGAGGAAAGAUCAGCACAGCCCAUCCUAUCAGCAGAUAAACUGUAUUGAUAGCGUUAUCAGAUACCUGAAGAGCUAUAACAUCCCAGCUUUGAAAAGGAAGUGUAUUUCCUGUACAAACACAACUUCCUCAGAGGAAGACAGACAAAACCACAAGGCAGAUGAUGCCCAGGCUUUGCAAGCGGUUUCUCAAAUCCCAGCUAUACCUGAAUCAAAAAUGCCAACAAAUGGACAGUCCACAGAUGCCGAAGGAGGUGUCCCGCGGACCAUGUCCACGACAGCACUGAACUUGGGCUCAGGCAUAAGCCAGUACAGUUACAGCAGCACCAUUGUCCAUGUCCCGCCCGUGGAGUCAGCAGAAAAUGCCACCCUAGCAUGUGAACCCUGGACCCUAAACACACAGCCAGCUCCUUUGGCCUCAGAAGAACUGAAGCAUAUAGGACUUACAAAGGCUGUUCUGUCAGCCCACACACAGAAGGAAGAACAGAAUUAUGUUGAUAAAUUCCGGGAAAAGAUCCUGUCAUCUCCCUACAUCUCCUAUCUUCAUCAGGAAAGCAGAAGCAAAGCUAAAUAUUCAUAUGUUCAAGGAGAGACUACUUCCAAGCAAACCAGUUCAGCUGGUUACAAGAAAGGGAAGCACAAGCGGAAGAAGCUGCCUGUGCUGUGGGACAGCAACAGCCAGAGCCCUCCUGAUGACCUCUGUUCCCACGGCAGGGGCGAGCUUCAGAACAUGCAACCCUGGGACCCUCCUGCUGCCUCCUCUCCCCAUGCCUCGGGCCUGGCAUUCCCGUCUGCCAUGAUGAUUCCCAGCCAGGCGCCGUAUCUUAUUCCAGCUUUCCCCCUGCCAAGUAUGAGCUCUCUGGAAAGAGAACAUGCAGCCUCAGGAGCUGUGCUGGAAUGUCUGCCUAAGCCACUUCUGCCUAGUGGCCUGCAGUCUUUUCCAGCUUUCCCUUCUCCUAACCUGGAUACUUUUAUGACCAUUUUCCUGCAUGGACCUGCAAUCUCUCCUCUGUCAUCACCGUCCUUCUCUCCAUAUUCAUUUUUGGGAGCAACGGGCUCUCCUGACAUGCCACCCUCAGUAUCAACAGUGACUCCAGACCUGGAACCACCAUUUUCAGGCAUCAACCAAAGGAGAGUCCAGGAGAAAUGGGAGACGCAGAGUGAAGAUCACCCAUUUAUUAAUUCACGGAGCAGCUCACCAUUACAGUUAAACUUACUUCAGGAAGAAAUGCCCAGAUCAUCAGAAUCUUCAGAUUGGAUGAAAAAAGACACGUGCCUAGAAUAUCAUGUUACAGGCAACAGGGGGAACAAGAUCCAUCAUCCUGCUGCUGGCAAACUCUCUGCAGUACUUCACAAGGAAUCUCCAUCUGGAACUGGUUCUACAGCAUCAGGAAGCAGUGACAGCAGUGUUUACUUUGCUAGUAAUGAUCAUUCUUCAGAAAUCUCCCAAAAUGAGCAGCAACCUCAGGAUGUACAGAAAAAAGAACUAUUCCCCGGGGUAGCUCCAGAGUCCAUCUGGAGAAUGAUAGAGCAAACACCUGAGUGCAUUCUCAUGACAUACCAGGUACCUGAGAGGGAUAAAGAAGUUGUACUAAAAGAUGACCUGCAGAAGUUAGAAAGGAUGAGGCAGCAACAGCCGAAGUUUUCUCUUGGGCAAAAGGAAGAGCUGGCUAAAGUGCGUUCUUGGAUUCAAAGCCAGACUCUCCCUCAAGAAAUGGGCAUCCAAGGCUGUGACGCUUGUGAGAACAAAAAUUCAGUGGAUGCUGCAGAAUCCUCUGGGCAGGACCCAGCAGAAGACAGCAGUUGAGUGACUGUGAAGAUGUACCUUCACAGUGUUUCUCAGACACGUUGGACAAAUAAACCUCUUUGUGUAUCUUUUUAAAUCAUAGACUCUUAAAUGGCCAUGAAGUUAUCAUAGAAAGUUAAAACGUAAGGUUUUUCCUUCUUGAUUUUUUUUUUAGUAGAUAAUAAUUUUUUUCUAAAGUGGACACUUCUCUUUGUUCCUGAUGUAUUAAAACUAUUUGGCUCUUGUUCUAGUUCAGCUAUCUUGUUAAGAGAUUGAAUAGCCUCUAAAGAGGUAGGUAUAUGGAAAACUUUAUUUCAUUUGUUACCCAAAAUAAGCUAUAAUUACAGGUUUAGCUAGAAUAAGCCCCAAACUUUAGCAUCAUUUAUUUUGUUAUAAUGCUGCAUAAAUCAUUCUCCCCUGUUAAGAGUACGUCCCACUUAUGGAUCGUAUACUUGCCAAAAUGGUUCCCAUAGCUUAAUACAUUCAUCUAGGCUUUCUGUAACUUGGUUAUAAUACUCCCACAACAUACUAAAAUAUACUGUCCAUUAGCAUGUCUGAAAAUACCUGAUUUUAGGGGUUGAAUAUUUACCUUCAUUCUUGUUGAUGCUUUUCCUUUUGAUGUUCUUCCUUCCACUGAAAUUCUUGAAGCCUUUUCAUAAAAAUUGAGUAGUUUAGGGGUUAGCCAGUGGUAUAGGGGUUAAGGCACUGGACUCCCACAUGGCCGAUCAUGUUUUCAAGUCCCAGAUCUGGUAGCUU